This is a messenger RNA of Thlaspi arvense, 6540 nucleotides long. The record is from the annotation of a GenBank genome assembly. Lineage: Eukaryota; Viridiplantae; Streptophyta; Magnoliopsida; Brassicales; Brassicaceae.
AACAAAUCAUGCUUAAUACUUACAAGGAAGAAAACAAAUCUUAGUUAGAAAACCAACAAAAAAAAAAGAACAAACUCCAUAGUGUGGGAGUUUUGAAGGAGAUAACAAAAAAAAAACAAAAGAUGGUGCACCCUUUGGUUGAUAGAGCAACAAGCGAUAUGCUUAUAGGUCCUGAUUGGGCCAUGAACCUCGAGAUAUGCGACAUGCUUAAUCAUGAGCCUGGGCAAACGAGAGAGGUUGUGAGUGGGAUAAAGAAAAGGCUUAGUAGUAGGACUUCCAAGGUUCAGCUUUUGGCUCUGACUUUGCUAGAGACAAUAAUAAACAAUUGUGGGGACCUUAUUCAUAUGCAAGUUGCAGAGAAGGAUAUUCUUCAUAAGAUGGUGAAGAUGGUCAAAAGGAAGCCUAACAUCCAAGUGAAGGAGAAGAUAUUGAUACUUAUAGAUACUUGGCAAGAGAGCUUUUCAGGUCCACAAGGAAGACAUCCACAAUAUUAUGCAGCAUACCAAGAAUUGUUGCGUGCAGGAAUUGUAUUCCCGCAAAGACCUCCAACCACAAUCAGUUCAGGACAAACUGGUCCUACGACAACGUUUCCUCGGAAUUCUCGUAACGCUAGACAAGAAGUUAUUGAUACUUCUACAGAGUCAGAAUUCCCAACUUUGAGUUUGACAGAAAUUCAAAAUGCAAGAGGAAUUAUGGAUGUCUUAGCUGAAAUGAUGAACGCAAUAGAUGGAAACAACAAAGAGGGACUUAAACAAGAGGUUGUCGUGGAUCUUGUUAGCCAAUGUCGCACCUAUAAACAAAGAGUCGUACACCUUGUAAACUCGACAUCAGAUGAAUCGUUGCUUUGCCAAGGCCUAGCUUUAAAUGACGAUUUGCAACGAUUACUUGCGAAGCACGAAGCCAUCGCUUCUGAAAACAUUACGAGAGAGAAAAGUAAAAAAGAAGUUCCUAAGGACGCAGCCCAGAUCAUAGAUGUUGGUUCAAGUGAAACCAAAGAUAGUAGUGCUGUGGCUUCUGUAACCAAUGGUCCAAAAAUAGAUCUUCUUAGUGGAGAUGAUUUUCAGACAGCGAACGCAGAAAACUCAUUGGCUCUUGUUCCUCUUGGACCUCCACAACCAACUAGUCCCGCAGCAACGCCAGACAAUUCCAUCGUCUUGAUCGACAUGUUAUCAGAUAAUAACUGCGAAAGCUCUACACCAACUUCGAAUCCACACUCGAAUCAACAGAUGGUGCAACAACAGCACUACUCGAAUGGAUUCGGAGCAGUCCAUCAAGAACAAUCUUUUUAUGGAGGACAAGGACCACCUGGUCCGGUCUGGAAUCUCCAAAUUUCACAACAACCAUCUUCUCCUGCUUACGGAAACCAACCCUUUUCGCCUACCUUUAGCCCGCCUGCCUCUCCUCACCAUGGUGGACAAAACAACUAUGUUCUGGCACUACCUCCACCGCCAUGGGAAGCUCAAUCUCCAAGCUCUAGCCCUCAAUACUCUCCUACUCAUCCAGUGCAAGUGACUCAAGUGGUCAUCACCACGCACACUCAUCAACCACUCGGUUACAACCCUCAAGGUGGCUCUCCUCAUGCUGCUAACAACAACAUGUUCGGUAUGUUCCUCCCUCCAACGACAGGAGGCCACAUGUCACCCUUUGGCCACAACCCAAACGUCACAAACAACCAUCAUAACCCUGCUACUGCCAUGUACGGAGGCUACGGAGGACAACUUCAGCCACCACAACAGUAUCUCGUAGAACAACAAAUGUACGGAAUGUCUCUACAGGACAAUGGAACCAACCAUACUAAUCCCUACCAAGUUGCUUCUCAUCCUUCGGCUCUUAAUCAUCCACCAAUGAUGAAACCUAUGAACAAGAAACCAGAGGAGAAGUUGUUUGGGGAUCUUGUUGACCUCUCCAAGUUCAAGAAACCCACUCCCGGUCGAGCCGGUAGUAUGUAAAACCCACAUUUUUUACCUUCAAAAUUAGAUAUUCCAUGUUUUCAAAAUUCUACUUAAAACUUUUUUCAGAAAAUAAUUAGUAUCGAAUUGUUAUUUUGUCGCCAAGUGAAUAACGAGUUAAUCAAUUUUCUUCUUCUACUGUAUCUCGGUGACGGUGUUGAGCUAUAUAGAUAAAUAAUUAUAUAAAGCUUCGUCGAGGUUGAGAUUCCCUCUUCGUCUUCUACAUCAAUGGAAACGGACGACUCUGAAUCACUCUCUCUCCACACUCUAGCUUCUGUUAGGUCACUCAUUUUCAACGCCGACACUCCCAACUCUGUAAUUUCCUCGGUGUUCGACUUUCUUACUGGUCUUCUCAGUCGAGACGACCCAGCGAUACUUCACCACCACGUCCUCAAGCUCCUCUCCGACCUUUCCUUUUCGAGAAAGGAAUUAGCAACACAGAUCUUCGACGCGGUCCUCUCCAACUUGCUCCGCCUUCAAAACUCCGCCGCCAAUGCGAGCCACGGACGCGUCGCCGUGGAAUCGCUUGCUGUGCUGGCGUCGUUGUCCGAGAUCAACCCUAGCAUCGCCGCCGCGCUUUCCAAAAUUGACGGCCAGGGAUUUGCGUCAAUCUGCCUCGGAGCACCUAUAUCUUCUCGGCUGUGGCUACUUAGGAACGCGGAGAGGUUCUAUGUCCCGGCGUCCGUACUUUUCACCUUGUUCUUAGGGUUCACCAAGGAUCCGUAUCCAUAUAUCAGAAAAUUAGCUCUGGAUGGACUGAUCUACAUAUGUAAGGCCGGUGACUUCGAUCACGCCCAUGCCGUACAAGGUUGCUAUACUCGUGCUGUUGAGCUUCUAGGCGAUGCUGAAGAUAGCGUCAGAUCUUCUGCAGUUCGUGCCGUCAGUAUGUGGGGCAAAGUGUUGAUAGCAUCCAAGGUAGAGACGAACAGAAGAGAGUAUACAGAUGCUGUGUUUCUCCAGCUUUGUUCUAUUGUGAGAGAUAUGAGUGUAGACGUGAGGGUUGAGGUCUUCAGGGCACUUGGGAUAAUAGGGACUGCAUCAGAAAGCAUUAUACUGCAAACACUUUCCAAAAAAGUGUUGGGGGCCGGAAAAGGGAAGAAACCACAGAAUCAUCUUUCGAAUGAAUCAGCUGAUGUCACUGCUGCAGCUGGAGUUUUCAUCCAUGGUUUUGAGGAUGAAUUCUACGAGGUUGAAAGCUUUAAAGGCAUUGCAUCAUAUAGCAGAAUUGGGGAACUUGAAGAUACAGGAAACUUAUAUGCCCGCCUUUUUGGAUGCUAUUGUUGAUACUUCUGAGGACAUAAGACUUACGGCUAGAAACAUUCUUAAAUUGGCAAAGCUGCCUGAUCUGAAGCUGGUCAACAAAUGUGUUGAUGGUGUCCUAAAAAGUUUAGAGAUGUAUCCACAGGACGAACCUGUUAUCUUGUCUGCUCUGUUCCAUUUCGGUCAAAACCACACAGAUUUCUUAGUCAGUAUGGUCAAAAGAUUUUGUGAAAAGUUAGAGGCAGCUUCCGGAAAUAAAUCUGAAUUCACCAGCCGGCAGGUAUCUGCAUCUCUGAUGCUGAUAAUAUCAGCCCCUCUCUCUGACAAACAAAGCGUCACUUCAGUGCCACUUGUGGCUUUUUCAUAUUCACUUGCAAUGCUGGGGAAAUUCUCUUGUGCACUUCAUGAUAUGAUGGACCAGGAUACGCUUUUGGCUUACUUGACUCAUUGCGCUAUUCUUUCUGCUUCUUUGGGGACAGAAUUGAACAAGGGAGGUAUAUUUUUUCAUGCGUAUAGGGACAGUAAUGCAGAUCUUAGCGGAAUCCCCGUCCUCCUACCGAGCAAAGAUAUACCUGAGAGCAAUCACAUGGCUUCCAAAGCAGAACUGGAAAAUAGAAAUCACGCACUGAAGUCUGAUAACCAUAUACUGUUGAAAGUAAAGGCUGCUUGGUUAUUAUCACAAUCAGGAUGCUCGAAAGAAGCACUCCGAGCGUUGAGGGCUUGCAAACAGGAGUUACAAACAGCCAAUUCUUCAAUCUCCAAUGGUGCAUUAGAAUUUAUGUGUCAGUACGUUCACAUAAUAGAACUUCUCGCUCAGGUGUGGCCUCAUUUCGAAUACUCAAGACACACCAGCACGUGUAAAUCUGUAGAACUGGGACUACUGAUGGAAGAGGUAGAGAAAAAAGUUAUGGAGAUGAGGUGUAGAUUCACAGGCCUGUCUACGGAGGUCUCGCUGGUAAUGGAGCUAGUGAUUUUUGGUUGCUUGAUAAGGCUGUAUAAAUUUGAAAUUUGCUGCCGCCUUAGCUCCAAGAAGAAGCUAGCAUCAACAGUAUCUCAAUUGGAGCUCCACCAUGAACAACAAUGCAGCAAACCAUCAGAUUUUCUAACUGAAACUAAGAAGUCAUUGCAGGAGAUUGGGAGUUAUGGUGAUAUAAAUUGCUGUCGAAUCCUGGAUCUCAUCAAGAAAUACAAUUGCUUCUCUCUGGAACAGUUUACCUUCUCUGGUAAUCUGCAGUGUGUCAGUGCAGAGCUCGAGGUUCCUGGUAAUGGUCCUCACAGUCCGAUUUCCUUUGUGGCUGGACUACCAGUGGCUAUACCGUGCGAGAUCACGCUGCAAAAUGUGCCAAGAGAUAGCUGUUUGUGGCUGAGAAUAUCCAGAAGCGAUGAAACUUACCAGUUUGUGUACUUGGACCCAAGCCUAUACAAUGGAGAUGAGAGAGAGAAGAAGAGGUUCAUGUUUAGUGCUGGAACUUACAUGACCCCGAGGGCUGUUGUGUUCACAUUGCGGGUCUCAAUAGGCAUAGAGUGUUUGUUUGAAGACGUUUGUUACAGAGAACGGCGUCAUGGUCCGAAGCAUCCUGUGGCCUACCUGUCUAAGGAAAGAGAAGUUCACCUUUCCUUUGUUUCAAGAGCCUAAGCUCUCUAGUAACCUGUCACGGCUGUCUGUUGAGGCUAAGGACCAAGAGAGAUUAGGAUUCUUGCAUCGGUUGACAUGGGAUUUGCGAUGCGUCUCAACAUAGAACUGCCUGAUCUGUUUCUUUUUCCAAUAAGCUCUGCGGAUGGUUCGGUUUUCAAUUAGAGUUGGAAGAAGAUCCGGGUGUUACUAUUUAGUACUAGUAUUUAGUUGUAACUGCUGAUAAAGCUAAUGCCACUAGCCAGUUUACAGUUUCCAACAGAGAAAAUUAAAACCAUGUAAUUAUGAAUAUAGUCGAUAUUUACCGUAAGCUGGACAUUAUCUACAUGAAUUCAAGAAUUUAUAUAGAAUAUUAUUUGGAGAUUUGUAGUUGAAUGAAAUCAUUUAGUAUCCCAAACAACAAAGGAAAAAGACACAAAAGUAUAUUAGCAAGAUAACACACACACGUUCAAGCCUUGUGACGCAUUCAUCAAACAGUGGCAGCAAGAACCUUGACUAUUUGGGAUGAAGAGGGUGAGAGUGUAAGCACAUGAUCAACCCACUCAACUUUGCCCCGGAUUUCACAGUUUUUGCGCUUCUCAAGCGCAAUCACCGCACACCAAAUCGUCUUGUUUAAACCCAAGGGCUCGCCCCAGAAAACAGCCAUCUUUCCACCAUAAUCAGCCAAUCUAAUCCCUCUAUUAUCAAGAGGGAGCUUAGGGAGUCCUACUAAACCCUCCAGCUUUCUCCACUUGCUAACCUCAGUGUCAUACCAACGUAUCUCUCCGCGAGAAACAGCGUACAAAACGUUAUCUAUCUCACAAUUAGAAUCUGUAUCCAUGAGAAAUAAUUCACGCAUCUCCUCCGGUGCAACCGCGUCCCAUCUACCUUGCUUGGAAUCGUAAGCAAACACCGUUAUGCCCCGGUAAUGAGUGCACCACAUGGAACUUUCUGUCAAUACAUGUGGUUGGCUUCAAAAUGUAGCCAUUUUCCAAGCUCCAAGGGAUGGGCACAGGAUCCCAAGUCUGUGUUUCUGUGUCGAACACAAAGGCCAAUUUCUUAUAGUAACCAGAACCACCAUCAUCGACAUCAGAAUCGCUUCCGGCUAGAUAUAUCUUUUGAUCAACGAUGCUAGUAGAAAAUAACGGCCCUAGCGUCACCGGUAAGCUUGGAGCGGGGCGCCAUGUGUGAGACCGGCAAUCCAGUCUCGAGACGGGGAUUGGUUCGAACUUUUGUGGGUUAAUGCAGUAGAUAUCAGAACCAACCACCACGAUACCAUGAAAAUACGCGUAGCCAAAGCAUACCCACUUGACUUGCUCUGCUCAUUCUUCUUCCAACGGAUGUCAUCGUUUAGGAUGGUUUCAUCAGGUUUCCGGCAGAGGGUGUACCAGCGAUCAUGACGAUAGCCGCUAAUGUACACAUAGAGACAACUCUCGGUGCGGCCCAGGAGUGAUCGGACCUUGUAAAGCUCCGGUGAAGCAAUGAGAGAUCGAAAGCCCUUGGAGACGAGGGAGAGAGUCGGAUAGUACAACCUCGAGAUGCGUACGAUGCAGCUCAACAACAAAUCAUAGGGAAGCGACGGAAUCAGGGUCGAUUCAGGCGUCGAUUGCGGCUUUGGCGUCUGCUUCUUAUUCGUCGUAGCAUCUGUCUUCCUCUUCUUUGCCGGGGCCGACAUUGACGAAUCGCCGAUAACCAACCUCUCUGGUAUCAAGCCGCCGC